Hippocampus comes (tiger tail seahorse) is the source of this 2865-nucleotide messenger RNA. It is a transcript of the gene efhc1, whose product is annotated as EF-hand domain (C-terminal) containing 1. Gene Ontology annotation, cellular component: axoneme; mitotic spindle. Gene Ontology annotation, molecular function: alpha-tubulin binding. The record is from RefSeq and is a predicted model, not a curated record. Gene Ontology annotation, biological process: mitotic cytokinesis; mitotic spindle organization; cilium-dependent cell motility. Bases 579 to 2348 code for a protein of 589 amino acids. The transcript is spliced from 9 exons. Lineage: Eukaryota; Metazoa; Chordata; Actinopteri; Syngnathiformes; Syngnathidae.
UUUUUUUGUGUGAAAUUUGUUUUUAAUUUGUUUGUUUUUUAGGCUGGUUCCAUGGAAACAACAGUAGUGCGGCUAAAACAUUGCUUUUCAGCGCAAAGUAAUGCAUCUCCUUGAAAAUGUUGACACUUGUACUAAAAUGGGUGUUAAAUUUUGUUUUUAUUCGUAUUUGCUAACUUCCGUGUCGUUUCGUGACGUCACCCAAAACGUGACUGUUAGCUUGUGCUUGAGUGGCUAACGUCAACUUUCUGUAGUAGCAUUAGCAUGUUUGAAAUAAACGUCUUAAAACGUCUGAGUCGUCGCCCCGAAGCUCAGUUUCUCUUCCAGGGCUGACAAUGACAUCACCUUUGUUUUUUGGACACACUGUUAGGAUGGACUGAAAAGUUUUAACUGAGAACGUAUGCCAGCAAAGAAAGCCGUUCCGAUAUUCACAGAAGUCACAUCCCGGAACCGAACCAAAAUAAAAGCAGGCGUGACGUCGUUGAAUGUUCUCGUUGCGAAAAAGUGCCCAAAAAUAACAACAAAAUCGCGUCAUUAAAUGUAAACCCGACUACUGUAUCGCUCGUCCACUCGAAGCAACAAUGUCACGCAAAUUGGACAACAACGGCUUGCCGUUCUUGCCGGGGUUUUCUUUCCAGGAUGUAACGAAAACAGCCUUUCAUCGCCCUCAGACUUUGUCCUAUUCCAAGGGCCUGGCAUUGGCCCGCCCGCCCCGGUUGGGCAUCGGACUGGAACCUCUAUUAACAGAGCAGAUGAUGCACGAAGAGCUCAGCGGCAUGGCCGGUGACAUGCCGGACUUCACUUACGGCUCCUUUGACACCAAGUACAUUAAAGACUUGGUUAAUUUGUCCUACCACGCCGCUCCUGCGCCCACUCACCCAGAUCCUCAGCCCUUUAUCCCAGCUUAUGUCACUCUCGACAAGAAGGUGCUUUGCUUCAAAGCGUACUUUGAGGAGGAAAUGAUCAACAGUCGUGAUGAGAAGAGAUGCGUCCGUCAUGUGGUUAUUUACUACUACCUUGAGGACGACAGCAUGAGCAUCUCUGAGCCCUGGGUGCCCAAUUCCGGGAUACUGCAGGGUCAACGGAUCAAACGCCAAUGUCUGCCUAAGAGGGAACCGGGGAAGUAUUACCACUGGAAAGACCUCAACCUCGGCAUUGACUUGGAAGUGUACGGUGUGAAGUACCACAUCGCCCAGUGUGAUGCCUUUACCAAGGAUUUUAUGCAGCGUCAGGGCAUCAUUCUGAACGCGCCGGAGGAAAUGCCAGUGGAUUCUUAUCUCCAGGGGCGGGAGAAACCUCCGCCGACUUGCACGACGCGCUCCGAAUUUGACAGCAGGUACCAGUUUCUCCACAUGGAUCGCAAGGUGCUGCGUUUCUUCGCCCUGUGGGAUGAUUCGGAGUCUGAGCUUGGCGAAACCUUGCCCGUUACCAUCCACUACUUCCUGGUGAAUGACACGGUGGAGAUCAGGGAGGACCACAAGCCCAACAGCGGCCGCUUUCCUUUUCCGGUUCUGAUGCAGCGACUGCGGAUACCGAAGAAAAUGAAGCCCGGUCACGACCAGUUCCCGAGCUGCGUCAUGGAGGAUUCGGUCGAGGAAGUGGAAGAGUUCUUCUCUCCGAAAGACUUCCAGGUGGGAAAAAUGAUGAUAAUCCUGGGACGCCGUUUCCUCCUGUACGACUGCGAUGACUUCACCAAAGACUACUACCACGCAAACCACCCUGAGAUCAAUAUCAAAAGCAUCGAAGUACCCAGGAAAAUGGGCAAGUUUGAGGGCAUGAAAAAGGAGAUUCCUCCCUACAAUGGCUUCGGAUCGCUCGAAGAUUCCCUCCAGAGUUGUUUAUCUCUCCUCCCCGCACCCCCCAGAAAGAAUGUGUUGAAGAUGCUGGAGAACGAGCACAAAGUGUUGCGCUACAGCGCCCGACUGGUCACUCCCAAGGACGCGUCCGAGUCCCAGAGACGCAAAGAUGCAGAUCGUCUUUUCAUUCUGUCCUAUUACCUGUCCAAUGACACCAUCUGUAUUUACGAGAAUCCCAAAAACAACUCCGGUUUCAGGGGCGGGGUGUUCCUGAAAAGGACACGCGUUCCCAAGCCGGACACUUCGGUGGACAAUCCCGACUUUUACUCACCGUCGGAUUUCUCCAUCGGAUCAAUUCUGGACGUUUUCGGCCACCGCUUCGUCCUGACAGACGCCGACCUUUACGUCCUCAAUUACAUGGAGAACAACCCCGGCCAGAUUCCCUUGGAGACACUUGAAACCAUACGCCAGAAGCUGCGCUCCGGAACCAAUCAGACGGCGGAACAAAAUGGCAAAACAAACCAGACGGCAGGACAAAAUGAGCCGCCCUCAUGAUGUCACGUCCCCUUCGUGCUUAGGACCAGGACUCAAGAGCCUGCGGGGUGCUUCGUAACAAAAUACACUGCUUUUUGGAGAACUGUUUGACAGAUUUAUGGAUAAAGGAGUAUCAGAGCCGCACUGAGAACCAGAGACUCCAAUAAGUUGUCUUACACGUUGGUGUAAGACUCACCCAUUUAAAAUAGUAUUAUCCAAACACUGACUCGUCCUUCAUCAUAGCGUCACUUGUCAUAAGUUAUGACAUUGUUUGAUCAUGAUGGCCUUUUUUUUUUUUCCUUAAAGCUUUUCAGUGCUCAUCAGAGCAUCUGUGAUAUGAAGUACCACAUUAGAAGUAAUGUUUGCCUACAUUUUAUUUGCCAAAUUUUUCAGGGGCCCAAGGCUUUGAUCUAAAUAACUUGACAUUGCAGCCAGAAAUUAAAUGUUGCACAUCUUGUACAUGUACGGUUUGUAUAGAGAUUAUCGCUAUAUAUAUUUUUGGAGGAGGGCAAGAAACAUAAAAAUCUAUUGAAAAUGG